CUAUAUAAGAGCGUGCAGAUGAGGAGGGGACCACGAAGAAGCAGGAGAGAAGAACGAUAACAAUCAACGCAAAGCAAGAUCCCUCUCUUAAACAAUCUCCUCAAAGAAGCACAGGCAGCUCAAACAAUGAAAAGUGCUCAGUCUCUUGCUGGACUUCUGCUCCUUAUCAUCAUUCAAAGCAGCUGGCAGGUGCCUGACCAGGACACAGACCGAACACCGCUGUUGCUGAGUGAAAACUCAAUUUUCACUGAUCCCAUCCAGUUCCCAAACAUGAAGAGGCACUCAGAGGGAACAUUUUCCAAUGACUACAGCAAAUACCUGGAGACAAGAAGAGCACAAGACUUUGUCCAGUGGCUGAAAAAUUCAAAAAGGAAUGGGAGCUUAUUCAGACGCCAUGCAGACGGUACCUACACCAGCGACGUGAGCUCCUACCUGCAGGACCAGGCAGCCAAAGAGUUUAUUUCCUGGCUGAAGACCGGCCGAGGCAGAAGAGACUAAACUCCUCAAACUGUUGUUGUUCUUGAAAAACGAUGCACCUAUUUUUCACUGAUUCUGUGCAAUUACAUCUGUCACAACCUGUACUACACUUUCUCCUGGUAACGCGAUUAAAUUCCUCUUCACAAGAAGCCUUAUCGGCCUUCAGUGGUUGAGGGAGAUGCUUUUAGAAACAUUUAAAAACACAUAAGUGACUAAAUAUGGUUGGAAAUUGUAUGGGGCAUUAACUGAUUACAUAUUUGAUCAUUUCUUAUUCACUUAAAAUUAUGUUGCUGGUCCAACCUUCACAUCUAGUAUUAAUCUACCUUUUCUUGCAGUUUUCAGUUAAGAAAUGUGUACAAGUUUCAUCUUUAACGUGUUAAAUCAAAAGGAGUAGCAGAGGAUACAUGAUGUUUUUUACACAGGUCCCUCUUUUUAAGAUCCUUUAAAAAAAGAAUCCAAUAAAAUUCAAUUCAAAUGCUG
This is a messenger RNA of Girardinichthys multiradiatus, 957 nucleotides long. RefSeq names its product glucagon b (gene gcgb). The transcript has 4 exons. NCBI's taxonomy places the organism in Eukaryota, Metazoa, Chordata, Actinopteri, Cyprinodontiformes, Goodeidae. The record is from RefSeq and is a predicted model, not a curated record. Gene Ontology annotation, cellular component: extracellular region. The coding region runs from base 127 to 498 and encodes 123 amino acids. Gene Ontology annotation, biological process: response to starvation. Gene Ontology annotation, molecular function: glucagon receptor binding; hormone activity.